GGUUUAGGAAAGCAUGUGCUGACUGCGGAUUUUGCGAUUACGCUAUCGUAAACUAACCUAGUACUUGCUAUACCAAAGCUCGUCAGGCCAUUUUUGGACACGAACAUCAGGUCCAGACUACUGGGAAGAAUGGACGAGGCGGUUCUUAUGUUCCUCGCGCAAAGAGAUUGUUCCAGAGCAAAUCCAAGCCAGGCUGUUUGAGAAUUAUAUAAGGAAGUGCUGUCUCUGUAAUGUUCCUCCCCAUCAUCACCAAGACGAGAUUUUAAACUCUAUCCAAUAUUCAGUCAUAUCAUACAUCGCCUAAUAAAAUUUACCAGCCUUAUUCUCCUUAUCAAACCCACAUCAUCAAACAUGCUUGCUUCCUUGAUGACUAGCCUCCUGGCCCUCACUGCCAUUUCUGUCUCUUCCCCUCUCCCCGCCGCCAAACGCGACACUGCCGAACUCUAUAUCCUCUCCAACUGCUACAACAAUCUCACACAUGCUUCCUACGCCUCCGCGUUCUGGUACUACCCGGAUUUCCUCCCAGAUUACCCAGAACCACAAGCUGUCGGAGUCAUCAACGCUCAAAAAGCAGUUACCUUUGAGGGCCUCAAAAUUGCCAUAAAAGCCCCGUUCAAAUUGACAGCCGCCAUCCCAAAAAAUGCUACGUUGGCUACAUAUCAAGAGAUUGUUGCAUCAGCCACCAUUAGCAGUUUUGCUGGCCCAGCUGCGGCCAUGAAAGGCACUGGAGAGGCUUUCUAUAGCCCUGCAACCAAUGUCAACUGUUAUUACAAUUAUGCCGUUAGGGAUAAUCAAACCGAAGACCCAUGAGCACUUCAUCACACGCAGAAUUUUGACAGAUGCAAAGAAAACGCAUGAGCUUGGAUAAAACAGGAUUGAUUAAAAAUGGCUACUCGUACGGCUGUGCUAUAUGGAUUAAUAAUUGAUGACUGCAAGAUAGGCAACGACAAUAACGGAUCAACGACUAUAAAUAAUAAUUAGAACACAUGAAACAUGAAUAAUGGACAGUUUUUUUCUCGCG
This is a messenger RNA of Botrytis porri, 1021 nucleotides long. RefSeq lists its product as uncharacterized. The record is from RefSeq and is a predicted model, not a curated record. The transcript has 2 exons. Bases 352 to 810 code for a protein of 152 amino acids. Lineage: Eukaryota; Fungi; Ascomycota; Leotiomycetes; Helotiales; Sclerotiniaceae.